UGGGCAUGCGCGCACACUGGCUGAGUUCCGGUACAGCUCUCGCUGUACAGUUCUACAUCCGGGUCAUCACCGCUGGGAUCGUGUGCGGUGCGUUGCCGCUAUCCUGCUAGUGCUGUGAGCGGCGGCUGGCUGCGGAGACGGUGAGGCGGAGAGCCGGCUUGAAACACCAUGGCUGGUAUGUUUCCCUACAGACCUGGGCUUCCCCCGAUGCCUGGACCCCCAGGUGUAGCACCUGAUUACAUGUCUGAAGAUAAGUUGCAGGAGAAAGCUAGAAAAUGGCAGCAGCUCCAGGCCAAACGUUAUGCAGAGAAAAGGAAGUUUGGAUUUGUGGAUGCUCAGAAAGAGGACAUGCCUCCAGAGCAUGUGCGCAAAAUCAUCCGUGACCAUGGUGACAUGACCAACAGAAAAUUCCGGCAUGAUAAGCGAGUUUAUCUUGGAGCUUUGAAGUAUAUGCCUCAUGCUGUGCUGAAAUUACUGGAGAAUAUGCCCAUGCCUUGGGAGCAGAUCCGCGAUGUGCCAGUGUUGUAUCACAUUACAGGAGCCAUCUCUUUUGUCAGCGAGAUCCCUUGGGUUAUUGAGCCUGUCUACAUAGCACAGUGGGGGUCCAUGUGGAUCAUGAUGAGACGAGAAAAGAGAGACAGGCGACAUUUCAAGAGGAUGAGGUUCCCUCCUUUUGAUGAUGAAGAACCUCCUCUGGAUUAUGCAGAUAACAUCCUUGAUGUGGAGCCGCUGGAAGCCAUCCAACUGGAAUUGGACAAUGAGGAAGAUGCUCCAGUUAUGGACUGGUUCUAUGACCACCAGCCACUAAGAGACAACAGAAAAUAUGUAAAUGGAACAACAUACCAGCGUUGGCAAUUUACACUUCCAAUGAUGUCUACACUGUACCGAUUGGCCAAUCAGCUGCUCACAGAUCUAGUAGAUGACAACUACUUCUAUCUAUUUGACUUAAAGGCCUUUUUCACCUCUAAGGCUUUAAACAUGGCAAUUCCUGGUGGGCCAAAAUUUGAGCCUUUGGUUCGAGACAUUAACUUACAGGAUGAGGACUGGAAUGAAUUUAAUGAUAUCAACAAAAUCAUUAUCCGCCAGCCAAUUCGCACAGAGUACAAGAUUGCAUUCCCUUAUCUGUACAACAACCUUCCCCAUCACGUACACCUGACAUGGUACCACACACCAAAUGUAGUGUUCAUUAAAACAGAGGAUCCUGACCUGCCAGCUUUCUAUUUUGAUCCUCUGAUCAAUCCCAUAUCACACAGACACUCUGUAAAGAGUCAAGAGCCUUUACCAGAGGAUGAUGAAGAGUUUGAGUUGCCAGAAUAUGUUGAGCCCUUCCUUAAAGAAACUCCUCUGUAUACCGAUAACACAGCCAACGGCAUUGCCUUGCUUUGGGCUCCUCGUCCUUUCAAUUUGAGGUCUGGCCGAACCAGGAGAGCUGUUGACAUACCUCUGGUGAAGAAUUGGUAUCGGGAGCACUGUCCUGCAGGCCAGCCAGUUAAAGUGCGUGUGUCCUACCAAAAACUUCUGAAAUAUUAUGUGCUCAAUGCUCUUAAACACAGACCACCCAAAGCUCAGAAGAAGAGAUAUCUCUUCCGUUCAUUUAAAGCUACAAAGUUCUUCCAGUCCACAAAGCUGGACUGGGUAGAGGUCGGCCUGCAGGUUUGCCGUCAGGGUUACAACAUGUUGAACUUGCUGAUCCACAGAAAGAACCUUAACUAUCUUCAUUUGGACUACAAUUUUAAUCUCAAACCAGUCAAAACACUGACCACAAAGGAACGUAAGAAGUCUCGGUUCGGCAAUGCCUUUCACUUGUGCCGAGAAGUGUUACGUCUGACCAAACUGGUGGUUGACAGCCACGUGCAGUACAGACUUGGUAAUGUGGAUGCUUUUCAGUUGUCUGAUGGGCUACAGUACAUCUUUGCUCAUGUUGGCCAGCUGACUGGAAUGUACAGGUACAAGUACAAACUCAUGAGACAGAUCCGAAUGUGCAAAGACUUGAAACAUCUGAUUUACUACAGGUUCAACACAGGCCCAGUGGGGAAAGGGCCAGGCUGUGGCUUUUGGGCAGCAGGCUGGAGAGUUUGGCUAUUCUUUAUGCGUGGCAUCACCCCUUUGCUGGAGAGAUGGCUAGGAAAUCUGCUGGCCAGGCAGUUUGAAGGUCGUCAUUCCAAAGGGGUAGCCAAAACUGUGACAAAGCAGAGGGUAGAGUCUCACUUCGAUCUGGAGCUCAGGGCAGCGGUCAUGCAUGACAUUUUGGAUAUGAUGCCAGAAGGCAUCAAGCAGAACAAAGCCAGAACCAUUCUGCAACACUUGAGUGAAGCCUGGAGAUGCUGGAAGGCGAACAUUCCAUGGAAAGUGCCAGGUCUCCCCACACCUAUUGAGAACAUGAUUCUGCGUUACGUAAAGGCGAAAGCUGACUGGUGGACGAACACUGCCCAUUACAACAGAGAACGUAUUCGCCGUGGUGCAACUGUGGACAAAACGGUGUGCAAAAAAAAUCUGGGCCGACUGACCAGACUGUACCUGAAAGCUGAGCAAGAGAGACAACACAACUAUCUGAAGGAUGGGCCGUACAUCACUGCUGAAGAGGCUGUAGCUGUGUACACCACCACUGUCCACUGGCUGGAGAGCAGAAGGUUCUCCCCUAUUCCAUUCCCUCCUCUCUCAUACAAGCACGAUACUAAACUACUCAUCUUGGCCCUGGAGAGAUUGAAGGAGGCAUACAGUGUAAAGUCUCGCCUAAAUCAGUCCCAGAGAGAGGAAUUGGGAUUAAUUGAACAAGCAUACGACAAUCCUCACGAAGCCUUGUCCAGGAUCAAGCGUCACUUACUUACUCAGAGAGCCUUUAAGGAGGUGGGAAUUGAGUUCAUGGAUCUCUACAGUCACCUGGUCCCUGUUUAUGAUGUGGAGCCCCUGGAGAAAAUUACUGAUGCUUACCUUGACCAAUACCUGUGGUAUGAGGCGGACAAGAGGCGUCUCUUCCCUCCUUGGAUCAAACCUGCAGAUACUGAGCCACCUCCACUGCUAGUGUACAAGUGGUGCCAAGGCAUUAACAACCUGCAGGAUGUGUGGGACACCACUGAGGGCGAAUGCAAUGUGAUGCUGGAGUCACGCUUUGAGAAGAUGUACGAAAAGAUUGACUUGACUCUGUUGAAUCGUCUGUUACGUCUCAUUGUUGAUCACAACAUUGCUGAUUAUAUGACUGCAAAAAACAACGUGGUGAUCAAUUACAAAGACAUGAAUCACACAAACUCGUAUGGCAUAAUCCGUGGCUUGCAGUUUGCCUCUUUCAUUGUUCAGUACUACGGGCUGGUGAUGGACCUGUUAGUCCUGGGGUUGCACAGAGCCAGCGAGAUGGCCGGUCCACCGCAGAUGCCAAAUGAUUUCUUGAGUUUCCAGGAUGUGGCCACAGAAGCCACUCACCCCAUUCGCCUCUAUUGCAGAUAUAUUGAUCGCAUUCAUAUAUUUUUUCGAUUUUCAGCGGAUGAGGCUCGAGAUCUUAUUCAGAGAUACCUUACAGAGCACCCAGACCCCAAUAAUGAGAAUAUUGUGGGCUACAACAACAAAAAGUGCUGGCCAAGAGAUGCCAGGAUGCGACUCAUGAAGCAUGAUGUCAAUCUUGGCCGUGCUGUGUUUUGGGACAUUAAAAAUCGCCUGCCUCGUUCUGUCACAACGGUGCAGUGGGAAAACAGCUUUGUGUCUGUGUACAGCAAAGAUAAUCCCAAUUUGCUAUUCAAUAUGUGUGGAUUUGAAUGCCGUAUUCUUCCCAAGUGUCGUACAAGCUAUGAAGAAUUCACUCACAAGGAUGGUGUCUGGAACCUGCAAAAUGAGGUGACUAAAGAACGUACAGCUCAGUGUUUCCUGCGAGUGGACGAUGAGUCCAUGCAGAGAUUCCACAACAGAGUUCGUCAGAUUCUCAUGGCUUCAGGGUCCACUACAUUUACCAAGAUUGUGAAUAAGUGGAACACUGCAUUGAUUGGCCUUAUGACCUAUUUCCGUGAAGCUGUGGUCAAUACGCAGGAGCUACUUGAUCUAUUAGUGAAAUGUGAGAACAAAAUCCAAACCAGAAUAAAGAUUGGACUGAACUCUAAAAUGCCAAGUCGUUUCCCACCGGUGGUCUUCUACACACCCAAAGAACUUGGAGGUCUAGGCAUGUUAUCUAUGGGACACGUACUUAUCCCACAGUCUGACCUCAGAUGGUCUAAGCAGACAGACGUUGGGAUCACCCAUUUCCGGUCUGGUAUGAGCCACGAGGAGGAUCAGCUGAUUCCUAACUUGUAUCGCUACAUCCAGCCCUGGGAGAGCGAGUUUAUUGACUCGCAGAGAGUGUGGGCUGAAUAUGCUCUGAAAAGACAAGAGGCCAUUGCUCAGAACAGGCGUCUUACUCUGGAGGACUUGGAGGAUUCAUGGGAUAGAGGUAUUCCACGCAUAAACACGCUCUUCCAGAAGGACCGGCACACCCUGGCUUACGACAAGGGUUGGAGAGUUCGUACCGAUUUCAAGCAGUACCAGGUACUGAAACAGAACCCAUUCUGGUGGACACAUCAGCGUCACGAUGGGAAGCUCUGGAAUCUGAAUAAUUACCGGACAGACAUGAUCCAGGCACUUGGAGGCGUGGAAGGCAUUCUGGAGCACACACUAUUCAAAGGCACUUACUUCCCCACUUGGGAGGGUCUUUUCUGGGAAAAAGCCAGCGGCUUUGAAGAAUCUAUGAAGUGGAAGAAAUUGACCAAUGCUCAGAGGUCUGGUCUGAACCAGAUCCCCAACAGAAGAUUCACUCUCUGGUGGUCUCCCACAAUCAACAGAGCUAAUGUAUAUGUUGGAUUCCAGGUGCAAUUGGAUUUGACUGGCAUUUUCAUGCAUGGCAAAAUUCCCACAUUAAAGAUCUCUUUGAUUCAGAUCUUCAGGGCCCACUUGUGGCAGAAGAUCCAUGAGAGCAUUGUCAUGGACCUGUGUCAGGUGUUUGACCAAGAGCUCGAUGCUCUGGAAAUUGAGACUGUUCAGAAGGAGACCAUCCACCCUAGGAAGUCUUAUAAGAUGAACUCAUCUUGUGCUGAUAUCUUGCUUUUUGCUUCCUACAAGUGGAACGUGUCCCGCCCAUCUCUGCUUGCUGACUCCAAGGAUGUAAUGGAUAGCACUACCACACAGAAGUACUGGAUUGAUAUCCAGUUGAGAUGGGGAGAUUAUGAUUCCCAUGACAUUGAGCGAUAUGCUCGUGCAAAGUUCCUGGACUACACUACUGAUAACAUGAGUAUAUACCCAUCGCCCACCGGUGUGCUGAUUGCCAUAGACUUGGCCUAUAACCUUCACAGUGCCUAUGGCAAUUGGUUCCCUGGAGGCAAGCCCCUGAUACAGCAAGCAAUGGCCAAGAUAAUGAAAGCAAACCCUGCCCUCUAUGUGCUGCGUGAGCGCAUCCGUAAGGGUUUGCAGCUGUAUUCCUCUGAGCCCACUGAGCCUUACUUGUCCUCCCAGAACUAUGGCGAGCUCUUCUCCAAUCAGAUCAUCUGGUUUGUGGAUGACACAAAUGUCUACAGAGUGACCAUCCACAAGACUUUUGAAGGUAACUUGACAACCAAGCCCAUCAAUGGAGCCAUUUUCAUAUUUAACCCCAGGACUGGACAGCUUUUCCUGAAAAUUAUCCACACUUCUGUGUGGGCAGGACAGAAGCGAUUGGGUCAGCUGGCGAAGUGGAAAACUGCAGAAGAAGUUGCUGCUUUGAUCCGUUCUUUGCCAGUAGAGGAGCAGCCGAAGCAAAUCAUUGUUACCAGGAAGGGCAUGUUGGAUCCUCUGGAAGUACACUUGUUGGACUUCCCUAACAUCGUAAUCAAGGGAUCUGAACUGCAGCUGCCUUUCCAGGCCUGUCUGAAGGUGGAAAAGUUUGGAGAUCUGAUCUUAAAGGCCACUGAGCCACAGAUGGUUCUCUUCAAUCUCUAUGAUGACUGGCUGAAGACCAUUUCUUCAUACACUGCAUUCUCUCGACUGAUCUUGAUUCUGCGAGCACUGCAUGUCAACAAUGAUCGCGCAAAGGUGAUCCUAAAGCCAGACAAGACGACAAUCACCGAGCCUCACCAUAUCUGGCCCACACUAACAGAUGAGGAAUGGAUUAAGGUGGAAGUUCAGCUGAAGGAUCUGAUUUUGGCAGACUAUGGAAAGAAGAACAAUGUAAAUGUGGCUUCCCUAACACAGUCUGAGAUCAGAGAUAUCAUCUUGGGUAUGGAAAUCUCUGCCCCAUCUCAGCAGAGACAGCAGAUCGCAGAAAUUGAGAAGCAGACAAAGGAACAGUCUCAGCUUACUGCUACUCAGACACGUACAGUCAACAAGCAUGGGGAUGAGAUAAUCACUUCCACCACCAGUAACUAUGAGACGCAGACCUUCUCCUCCAAGACAGAGUGGCGAGUCAGAGCGAUAUCUGCUGCUAAUCUUCACCUGCGAACCAACCACAUCUAUGUGUCCUCCGAUGAUAUCAAGGAAACUGGUUAUACCUACAUCUUGCCCAAGAAUGUGUUAAAGAAAUUUAUCUGCAUCUCGGACUUGCGAGCUCAGAUUGCUGGCUAUCUGUAUGGAGUGAGUCCGCCUGAUAACCCUCAGGUGAAGGAAAUUCGCUGCAUUGUGAUGGUGCCACAGUGGGGAACUCAUCAGACUGUUCACUUGCCAAGCCAGUUGCCACAGCAUGAGUACCUGAAGGAAAUGGAGCCUUUAGGAUGGGUUCACACUCAGCCGAACGAGUCUCCACAGCUGUCUCCCCAAGAUGUUUCCACUCACGCUAAGGUCAUGGCUGAUAAUCCGGCCUGGGAUGGGGAGAAAACAAUCAUUAUAACUUGCAGUUUCACCCCCGGGUCCUGCACACUUACUGCUUAUAAACUGACACCCAGCGGUUAUGAGUGGGGGAGGCAGAACACCGAUAAAGGAAACAACCCCAAAGGCUACCUGCCAUCUCACUACGAGAGAGUCCAGAUGCUGCUGUCUGAUCGGUUCCUUGGCUUUUUCAUGGUGCCAGCACAGGGAUCUUGGAACUACAACUUUAUGGGUGUUAGACAUGAUCCCAACAUGAAGUAUGAAUUACAGCUGGCUAACCCCAAAGAGUUCUACCAUGAAGUUCACCGCCCCUCGCACUUUUUGAACUUCGCCUUGCUGCAGGAGGGCGAAGUGUACUCAGCUGACCGAGAAGACCUGUAUCAAUAGUCCGCACAUCAGAGUAUUGGAGGACUUGAUCACUGUUGAUAUUCAACAUGGGACUUUUUUAAACGCAUGCUCAGAAUUGUACAUCUGUUUUCUCCUUUUUACAGCUUUGUUUUGCUUCUAUUAGUAACUUUGUAAUUUUUUGUUUGUUUCAACUGUAGAAACUGUACGGACCUCGUUCUUGUUGAUAUCUUUGUGCAAUGUAGUUAAAUGAUUUAAUAAAACUUUUUUUUUUUUUUAUAAAUAUUGAUUGUUUGGGAAAGAGGUUUUAUUGGGAUCUGUCCGGAUGUAUUGCCAUUAGUAGUCUGGUAAGACACUGACUUGUGAGGGCUAAGCUUCUCUUGUGCAAUCACAAAUAAGGAAGCUCUUAAUGGUAAUUUUAAUAUUGACCAUUGAUAUAACAGAUAUGGGGAGUGUUUUGCUCAUUUCUUUAUCAAGCUGCAAUAAAGUAAACAUUGUGGACA
This is a messenger RNA of Pseudophryne corroboree (corroboree frog), 7637 nucleotides long. It is a transcript of the gene PRPF8, whose product is annotated as pre-mRNA processing factor 8. The record is from RefSeq and is a predicted model, not a curated record. The transcript has 43 exons. Bases 169 to 7176 code for a protein of 2335 amino acids. Gene Ontology annotation, biological process: spliceosomal tri-snRNP complex assembly; mRNA splicing, via spliceosome. Gene Ontology annotation, molecular function: U1 snRNA binding; metallopeptidase activity; U6 snRNA binding. Gene Ontology annotation, cellular component: catalytic step 2 spliceosome; U5 snRNP. Lineage: Eukaryota; Metazoa; Chordata; Amphibia; Anura; Myobatrachidae.